Messenger RNA from Cannabis sativa, 2677 nucleotides. RefSeq names its product probable serine/threonine-protein kinase WNK9. Gene Ontology annotation, molecular function: ATP binding; protein serine/threonine kinase activity. Gene Ontology annotation, biological process: protein phosphorylation; intracellular signal transduction. The transcript is spliced from 7 exons. Bases 304 to 2487 code for a protein of 727 amino acids. The record is from RefSeq and is a predicted model, not a curated record. NCBI's taxonomy places the organism in Eukaryota, Viridiplantae, Streptophyta, Magnoliopsida, Rosales, Cannabaceae. Gene Ontology annotation, cellular component: cytoplasm.
AUGGGGACUAGGAAGACUACUCCCUAACCUUGUGAAAACCAACCUUGUGAAAACCUUUGCCUCCUUGUCUGUUUCUCUCUAUUAUUCUCUCACUACUUGUCAUUUAUUAAAAAAAUUGUCUUCUUAAUCAACUCUUCUUUUUUACUCUUCCCUUCUUGUUUUACAUACAUAUUUUCAUUUCAUUUAUUAAAGCCAUAUAUAUACCUCUCCCUUUCCAUCUCUUUCUCUCUCUCUAAACAUUUUUGGAUUUUGGACAAUUAAAAAAAAAAAGGAUUGACCAAUUGAUUAAGCAUAGAAGGGAGAAUGGAUGGGAAUUCAGAACAAGCUUGCUCAGAAAUUGUUGAAGUUGAUCCUACUGGAAGAUAUGGAAGGUACAAUGAGAUUCUUGGUAAAGGGGCAUCAAAGACAGUCUAUAGAGCCUUUGAUGAGUAUGAAGGGAUUGAAGUGGCAUGGAACCAAGUUAAACUCUAUGACUUUUUGCAAAAUCCUGAAGAUCUUGAGAGACUCUACUCUGAAAUUCAUCUUCUUAAGACCUUGAAACACAAACAUAUAAUGAAGUUCUACACUUCUUGGGUUGAUACUGCUAACAGGAACAUUAACUUUGUCACUGAGAUGUUCACCUCUGGCACUCUUAGGCAGUAUAGGCUAAAACACAGGCGAGUUAACAUAAGAGCGGUUAAGCAUUGGUGCAGACAGAUUCUGAAAGGUCUUCUAUAUCUUCACAGCCGUAACCCCCCUGUGAUUCACAGAGAUCUCAAGUGUGACAAUAUUUUCAUCAAUGGAAACCAAGGGGAAGUUAAGAUUGGUGACCUUGGCCUUGCUGCUAUUCUGAGAAAAUCCCAUGCUGCUCAUUGUGUAGGAACACCAGAAUUUAUGGCUCCAGAAGUGUAUGAAGAGGAAUACAACGAAUUAGUAGACAUAUAUGCUUUUGGGAUGUGUAUCUUGGAAAUGGUUACCUUUGAAUAUCCAUACAGUGAAUGUACACACCCUGCUCAGAUUUACAAGAAAGUUAUCUCUGGUAAAAAACCAGAAGCUUUGUACAAAGUGAAAAAUCCUGAGGUGAGACAAUUCGUUGAGAAAUGCUUAGCAACAGUGUCUUGUAGGUUUACUGCUUUAGAGCUUCUGAAAGACCCUUUUCUCCAAGUGGAGGAUUAUGGAUAUGAUAUGAGUUCAUUGGAGUAUGAAACUGACUAUGAUGAUGUAGGACCUUUCUUAAGGCAACCUCACUAUGGAAUUCAUCAUAGUAACAGUAACAGAUAUUUGAACAAUGGUUAUGUCUAUGAACCUGAAAAUGACUUGGAUUGUCAUCCUGUUAUUGAGUAUGAAGCAAAUGAGAUUGACCUCUUCUCUGGUCAAGAGGAUGAGCAUGUGGGAGAUUUUGACAUCACAAUCAAAGGAAGGAGAAAAGAUGGCGAGGAUGGAAUCUUUUUAAGGCUCAGGAUUGCAGAUAAAGAGGGCCGAAUUCGGAACAUAUAUUUCCCAUUUGAUAUUGAGAAUGAUACUGCGUUGAGCGUUGCUACUGAAAUGGUUAACGAGCUUGAUAUCACUGACCAAGAUGUGAUCAAAAUAGCAGACAUGAUAGAUAAUGAAAUUGCCAUUUUGGUACCAGAGUGGAAAAGGGGAUUGGCCGUAGAGGAAAAUAAGCAUUGCUCAGCUACAAGCUUAUGUCACAACUGUGAUACAAAUGGCUCCAUAAUGGAUUAUGUAACAUCAGAUAGUUCAGCUGCCAAGAACCUUCAAGUCCUCGAGUGUUCCAAACAUGGCUCUGCAGCCAUCCAUGGUCGAUUUGAAGAAAUUACAUACCAAGUUGAAGGGUCUUCAGAACAAUGCCUUGCAGAGGGCGCAGCAGAACAUUCUCGCCACUCUCAAGGCAUCCAAUUCGCUGAUAUCUGGGCACAGAGAGAUGGGCCAGAAUUACACUCACAGGGGUCAAAAGACAUCUACUGCGACGAUGCAGAUAAAUCUUUGAUCCUUCCUAACCCUGAUGAGAAAGAAGAGAAGAUUAUAGUUAUGGACAAUCAAAGCGAGUCUAGCGCUGCAAAGUUAAGUCCACCGGCAAAUCAUGAUUCUAGUUCUGUUUUUGAUGAUUAUGAGAAUGACAUUAGACAAGAGCUGAGAUGGCUCAAAGCCAAAUAUCAAAUGCAAAUGAGAGGGCUUAAACACCAACAGUUAAGAGCCAAGAAAAAGCCAUCAAGCUUAGCUCCAAGUCCUGAGAACUUGGAACAAAAGGCAGACAGUAAUGGAGAAUCAAUGUCUUCAGUCUCACACCAGCUGAAGAAAGAUAAUAGAAGACCUCCCCUUAAAACAUCCACCUUUGUAAACCAUUUUUCCAAUGUGGAUAAUCAAAAUGUUCAAAGCAUGGAGGCAAUGAAGGGUUCAUGGAGUCCGGACCAAAUAUUCACGGCUAAGAGUUUCUACAGUGGAUCUAUGUUUUCACAGCCUCUUCAUAGAGCAACUUCUCUUCCAGUUGAUGCUAUAGAUGCUUAAAACUCUGUUAAUUCUUUCUCUGAAUCUCUCACCAAGAGUCAAAGUGUUGAUUAUUUAAAAAAGCGCCUUAAGUAACUAUCAAGUCAAGAUUAUGUAUGGGGUUUUCUUCUUAUCACUUGGUAAUUAUACUUCAAUUGUAAUGUACAUUGCGUAGUUAACAUGACAAUGAAUAAGAUUUCCUCCUUUUUCA